Molecule: messenger RNA, 1569 nt
Organism: Setaria italica (foxtail millet)
Lineage: Eukaryota; Viridiplantae; Streptophyta; Magnoliopsida; Poales; Poaceae
Product: AAA-ATPase At3g50940
Exons: 3
Coding region: 1-1569 (522 amino acids)
Molecular function (GO): ATP binding; ATP hydrolysis activity
Source: RefSeq, a predicted model, not a curated record
AUGGAGAUGGAUCCCUCGGCGGCGGAGGCGGCUAAGGCCCUCGCGCUGCCGUCCUACGCGAAGGCGGUGGACGCGUACAGGAAGGCGGUGGGCACGGCGGCCUCGGUGACCGCGUACGUCGUGCUGGCGCGCGGCAUGGCGCGGGAGCUCCUACCCCACGACCUCCGCCGCGCGGCGCGCUGGGCCGCGUCCCUCAUCCGCGCCCGCUUCGAGACCCCACCCGCGGAGCGCCGCACCCUCGUCAUCAAGAGCGCCGCGGCCCUCCUCUACGACGACGGCGGCUACCACGGCGUUGGCGGCGGCGACCUCGGCCUCUACAACGAGGUGCGCGAGUACCUCGCUACCCGGAUCGACCCGCACGCCAUGCGCCGCCUCUGCCUCGGCGGCAAGAGCAAGAGGGCGCUGUCCCUGGAGCACGGCGACUCGAUGACCGACGUCUUCGAGGGCGUCGAGUUCACGUGGGCGUCCGUCGCGGGGCAGAGCCAACGCGAGCACGGGAACGAGUACGAUUACCGGUACGGGAGCGUGGGGACGGAGUCGCUGGAGCUCAGCUUCGACGCGGAGCACAUGGACAUGGCGCUGAGCAGGUACGUGCCCUUCAUCACGGCGACGGUGGCGGAUGCGCGGCGGCGGGAGCGCGCGCUCCAGAUCUUCAUCAACGAGGGCUCGUCGUGGCACGGCAUCAAGCACCACCACCCGUCCACGUUCGACACGCUCGCCAUGGACCCGGAGCUCAAGCGCUCCAUCGUCGCCGACCUCGACCGCUUCCUCAAGCGCAAGGAGUACUACCAGCGGAUCGGCAAGGCGUGGAAGCGCGGGUACCUCCUCUACGGCCCGCCCGGCACCGGCAAGUCCAGCCUCGUCGCCGCCAUGGCCAACUACCUCCGCUUCAACCUCUACGACCUCGACCUCUCCGAAGUGUACAACAACACGACGCUGCAGAGGCUGCUCAAUAGCAUGCCCAACAAGUCCAUCCUCGUCAUCGAGGACAUUGAUUGCUGCUUCAGCGCCGCGUCAAGGAAGGAGAAAAAUGACUCUGAUCACAUUCACUACCGAUCAGGUCGAGGUAACUCGGAGGUAAGCUACGUUCUAUCUAGGAUCAAGAAACCGCGCAUAACUCUGUCCGGUCUGCUCAACUUCAUCGACGGUUUGUGGUCGACGAGCGGCGAGGAGCGCAUAAUCAUCUUCACCACCAACUACAAGGACCGCCUGGACCCAGCGCUGCUCCGGCCGGGCCGGAUGGACAUGCACGUCUACAUGGGCUACUGCUGCUGGGAGGCCUUCAGGACGCUGGCCCGGAACUACUUCGUCCUCGACGACCACGCGCGGUUCCCGGAGAUCCAAGAGCUGCUCGCCGAGGUGGAGGUGACACCGGCCGAGGUGUCAGAGAUGUUACUGAGGAGCGAGGAGGUCGACGUGGUUCUCGGGUUGCUUGCAGAGUUCCUCGGAGAGAAGAAGCGGGCGAUGCGUGAAGGAGAAUCAGUGCAGGCGCAUGAAGAACUAACUGGGAAAGAAGCAGAAGAAGUACAUGAUGUGUACCGGGCGAACAUAGGCCUUAUUUUCCAGUAG